This is a messenger RNA of Chaetomium fimeti, 1470 nucleotides long. RefSeq lists its product as uncharacterized. NCBI's taxonomy places the organism in Eukaryota, Fungi, Ascomycota, Sordariomycetes, Sordariales, Chaetomiaceae. The transcript is spliced from 2 exons. Bases 310 to 1338 code for a protein of 342 amino acids. The record is from RefSeq and is a predicted model, not a curated record.
CAGCCCCAGUCCGCCUUUCCAGCCAUUAUCAGCCCCACUUCGCUGCUGCCUUCCACAUCCCGGACAUCCAUCCCCCCCACCUCGAUUCACCACCAGAUGCACCUUCUGUUUAAACCCCAGACUCCCUAGAAAGACCACGCAACAAUCACCACAAAUUCAUUGCAAUCGUAGAUCGCGUUGUUUCUCGCUUUGCUUCCUCACGCUGACGUUCGCUACUUAAUUAUAACAUCGCCAUACCAUCCAAUUCAUUACUUCCUUUAUACCGCCCAUCCAGUCCCAUUGAUCGACCCGAUUCCGCCGCUGACCGUCAUGUUGUCUGUUGAAGCCCCGUUUCCAGAUUAUCAUCGCAAAAGACUCCGAGAGGAGGAUGAAGAGGCCUCGGCCGGUAAUCCGGUUGGGUUCACUGAACACAGAAGCAAACGUCUCCAAUCACUCCCACUGAGAACAUCUCCAAACUCGAGACGAUGGAACGACCGGCCGAACUUUCCUCAACCGACCCCGACUUUUGCUAUGGCCUCCCAGGCUCAAGUCACUACACCGCAAGAGCCAAUUCAGGAACAGACCUGGGCCGAUGAGCCCGAAUUGGUUUCUGCACAACAAUCAUGUGUCGUGGCCAGCACAAUGGACAACGACAUGGACAUGAUGGAUACGUCAGAGGCAGCGCCGUCCGAACAGGGUUCAAUCCAGGCGGACCCUAGCGGUCCUAGCGUCAUGGGUCGCAUCCCGACACCCAUUCACUGCAGCUUUGCCGCGCAAGUCCGGGGUAACAACUGGAAAGGCGGCAACUCUGCGCAUGGGGACAUGCUUGCGACAACGCCAGAAGAGCCGAAUGCGGCGGCGUUUGGCAACAACGGGCUGGUAGGCAUGUCGCACCAGAAGUUCCCCGCAGCGACGGCUGCGCCGGCUAUGGCGGACUGGGGCAUGAUCCAGAACCGGCGGCUGCCCUCGCCUAUUAGCGAAUGUGGCGCCGAAGACAGUCAGGCAGGCAACAGAAUGGCGCUCGACUCGAUGUCUCAGCAUGGCGGUCACUUGAGCCACCUCACACACGAACAUCCCCUGGUAGCCGGGCUACCGCCGCGCGCAAGCUCGGCAAUGGAAGCACGGGCAGUACGUGAAGGCACUCCGGCGGCCGAGAGCCAGAAUGGAAACGCUAUGGACGUCGAGCCAUCAACUACACCAUCACCGAAGAAGGGGCACACGAGGUCGAAGCAUACAGUAAACUCGUGGACCGCACUGCAACCCGGCAUGACGCGAUCGUUCAGCAUAGGGUACCGGACCGACUGCGAACGGUGCCGGAACAAGGUGCCGGGCCACUUCAACCACAUCAUCAUUUCUUAGGAAGGCUAUGACGGCCGGUAUCGGAGUAUGGUUGAACCGGCGUCACUCAGGAUCCAGAAGAAACGGCCACAAGCCCGCCCUGCGGUGGCUUGUUGACAAGACGGAAGGAAUUGCAAGGAAUUGGAAGGGAAU